Molecule: messenger RNA, 2420 nt
Organism: Pocillopora damicornis (cauliflower coral)
Lineage: Eukaryota; Metazoa; Cnidaria; Anthozoa; Scleractinia; Pocilloporidae
Product: guanine nucleotide-binding protein subunit beta
Biological process (GO): signal transduction
Molecular function (GO): protein binding
Source: RefSeq, a predicted model, not a curated record
GGUCCGCCGCCGCCGAAAAGGAACCACUCCCAACGAUUGUAGCGAGUGAUUCUCCUACAUGUUAUAAACGGGGUUUUCGACGAAAGAAAGUUGUGGACGCCGUUUAAACAGUACAUGCAGUUUUCUGGGCCGGUGGUGAUUUUGAAUUAGCGGCGUUUGGAAGGAUUGGAAGCGGCUACAGGCGUUUGCGGACGACUGAGCCCAAUUUGCCUUGUAACUUUCGGCGCAACUUUCAACCAAAAAUCGAUUCAGAAUGCAGCAGAACCAAAGCCAUGGCGCGGGUGACCUCGAAAGUCUUAGGCAAGAAGCAGAAGUAUUGAAAGCACAGAUCAGGGAUGCAAGGAAAGCAGUGUGCGAUACAUCCCUGACACAAGUAACACAUAAUAUUGAAGCUGUCGGUAGAAUACAGAUGAGAACUAGAAGAACACUUCGAGGACAUCUUGCAAAAAUAUAUGCAAUGCACUGGGCUACUGAUUCAAGGAAUUUAGUUAGUGCUUCACAAGAUGGAAAGCUUAUUGUUUGGGAUUCAUAUACAACUAACAAGGUACAUGCAAUACCUUUACGAUCCAGUUGGGUGAUGACAUGUGCAUAUGCUCCCUCAGGAAAUUAUGUUGCAUGUGGUGGACUGGACAAUAUCUGUUCCAUAUACAGCCUGAAAACAAGAGAAGGAAAUGUCAGAGUCAGUCGGGAGUUGCCUGGUCACACAGGUUACUUGUCAUGUUGUCGUUUCACUGAUGACAACCAAAUUCUCACCAGUUCAGGAGAUAUGACCUGUGCUUUGUGGGACAUUGAGACUGGACAGCAAACAACCACAUUCAGUGGUCAUACAGGCGAUGUGAUGAGCCUAUCGCUCUCUCCAGAUAGCAAAUCUUUUGUGUCGGGUGCUUGUGAUGCAUCAGCAAAGCUGUGGAGUAUACCGGAUGGCAUGUGUAAACAAACUUUCACAGGACAUGAAUCAGAUAUCAAUGCAGUAGCAUAUUUUCCCAAUGGAUAUGCAUUUGCAACAGGGUCUGAUGAUGCCACUUGUAGGCUGUUUGACAUCCGAGCUGAUCAGGAGCUCAUGGUUUAUGCUCAUGAUAACAUAAUCUGCGGCAUCACCUCCGUGGCCUUCUCCAAGAGUGGUCGCCUGCUAUUGGCUGGUUAUGAUGAUUUCAACUGCAACGUAUGGGACACAUUGAAAGGAGAGCGGGCAGGCGUUCUUGCUGGGCAUGACAACCGUGUCAGUUGUCUGGGUGUAACUGAUGAUGGCAUGGCUGUUGCUACCGGUAGUUGGGACAGUUUCUUGAAGAUCUGGAACUAAGCUCCUCUUCCUUCUUCCUUAUUCUCCCUAUCUCUGAGAGCAAAGUUUUAGUGGUUAUAUUUUAUACAUUGUGAUAUAAGUUGUGGUUCUUAUUGGACAGUGCACAAGUUUAAAGGUGCACUUGUCGAUGUUGUCAUUGCUCCCUCCACUAAAGUCAUUGUAUUUUAGAUCCUACACUUUAAGAAACAGAUUUGUGACACUUUGCUUACAUCUCAUGGGAGGGGCUCAUGGGGCCACCUUUGAUCGCAAAAGAAUGCAUAGAUUUUUGCCACAAAAGUUGCGCAUUGUAACAGAAUCACCUGUGUAAAAAAAGAAAUUGUUGCGGAAUAGUCUAUAGGAUAAAAGAGAAGUCAUGAUUUAUGUGUUUGGUUUUACUUGAAUAAUUUUACCCCCCAAGCCAAUAUGAAUGAAACUUUAAAACAAAAGUCUAUAAAAGAAAACUACGAAAAAUAUUCCUGGGUACUAAAAUGCGCACGUGUUGGUAUCAUUUUUCUCUUUACUUUUCUUUGUAUCUGCGCUUGUCGCUCCUGUAAUUGUGAAUAAUAUUGACAUAUCGUGUUGACGUAUCAUGAUGCUUAAGUGUAAAAAAGAUUUAACUGCUUGCGGCAAGCCAGCUGGAGUGUUGGACUGGGCUGUUUUACUCUAACUUUGCAUUGAAAUUCAUCGUUAUUUCUUUAAUCAAUGCACAAUACAUAUAAAAUUAUAUCUAUUUUUCAAAGGAAACAGAAAUCAACGAAUGCAGUUAAUUUCAAGCGGUGGGGAGAAGUUUUCGCUGUCUGCACUAUGUCAUGCUAUAAAAGACAGUUGUAAGAAAAUGCUCCUCUUUCAAAAAUAAUUUUAACUCUUAAGCUUAUUUCGCUUCAAAAACUUGAUUCCAAUUUUGUUACGGAAAAUUUUAAUUUCAAUCUGGCUGCACCAUUUUUUCGGUGUAACCUGCGCUCGUUGGACAGUUCCAGUGCAAUUCUUCCAGCUUGUGGCUGUAGUCACUCCAUAGCUAAGUAAAUCAUAGGGUUUGUAACUGUUAGCAGUCGAAGGCCAAGAGAGUGUAAUUCUGGUCGUAAAACCGACUUUAUAUUGUCAUUGUGAAAUGUGAGUCAAUAAAGAUGAAGACUUCAAUGUA